CAGAGAGAAUGACUCCCCUGCUGUAGGACUCCUCCUGGGCCCCUCUCGUGGUCAGGGCUGCUGCUCUGACUUUGCCUUUUCCUUGUCUCCUUUGCAGAAUGGCACCAGCUUCCACGUGUUCGACCAAGGACGCUUUGCCAAGGAGGUGCUGCCCAAGUACUUCAAGCACAACAACAUGGCCAGCUUUGUGCGGCAGCUGAACAUGUAUGGCUUCAGGAAGGUGGUGAACAUCGAGCAGGGGGGGCUCGUCAAGCCCGAGCGGGACGACACCGAGUUCCAGCACCUCUGCUUCCUGCAGGGCCACGAGCACCUCCUGGAGCACAUCAAGAGGAAGGUGUCAGUAGUGAAAAGUGAGGAGACCAAGAUGCGGCAGGAGGACCUCAGCAGGUUGCUAUACGAGGUACAGAUACUGAGGAGUCAGCAGGAGAACAUGGAGUGUCAAGUGCAGGACAUGAAGCAGCAAAACGAAGUCCUUUGGCGGGAGGUUGUUUCUCUCCGGCAGAACCACUCCCAGCAACAGAAAGUGAUCAACAAGCUGAUUCAGUUUCUGUUUGGCCAGCUGCAAUCCAGCCCCAGCAGCACUGGGAUAAAGAGGAAGCUACCUCUGAUGCUUGACAAUGGGAUCUCAACUCCCCCAGUGUCCAAGUUCAGACACUUGUCUGCAGACCCCCUGCACGACCCCUAUUUCAUACAGUCGCCAUCAACAGAACCUGCCUCUUGCUUAAACAGCCCUGGAAUUGCUGGAGGACCCAUCAUAUCUGACGUUACUGAAGCAUCACCAUCCAACAUAAUAAAUAUGCAGCCCCCUCCUGAAAAUGACAGGGAGAAGUGCCUGAUGCUGAUCAAGGAGGAGCCCGUGAGCCCUGGCGUGAAGGGCACGGCCGAGCCCGACGUGCCCCUGCCCGGCUGCCGGGCCUGCCCCGAGCCCCCGGUGCUGCCUGUGGCCAUGGUCCAGUCUGUCCUGGAGGGCAAGGGGGGCUGUGCUGCAGCCCCAGGGACCUCCCAGCCGCCAGAGAGGAGGGGCAGAAGGGCUCUGCUGGACAGAACAGAUAUUUCAGACCCGUUGGAGGGCACUGACUGGAGCCUGGAGGGGCUGCAGCUGCUGCUGAGGAGCCAGCAGUACGGCCUGGAGCCUGCCAGCCUGCUGGAUCAGGUCUUUAAUCCCAAUUUAUCUCUGAGUGAGUGGAAUAUGACUGAAAUGGAGGCCAGCCUGUCCCCGAUGCAGCGACUCACAGUGGAUCUGGAGAAGAAUGCAACUGAGCUGCCCCCAAAAGUGUUCAACCCCCCGUUUAACAGCACCUGCCCAGGGAAGGAUGUCAUCCUGGAAAGUGCCCAGCAGUUCCUCCUCGACCGUCAGUCCAUCUUUGGAAACGACCUCCUCAGCUUGCCUGAGAGCUCAUCCCUUUAUGUUCCACCUGAAAAUGUGGCUUCCUACCUGUCCUCUGUGGGGGUCCAGGGGGACAUCCCUUUAAACCUGAGCUCUUCAACAGACAACAGCCAGUGAUUUUGCUUCCAAGAACCAACAUCUCCCUCCCACCCAUCCAAGCAUCCACAGGUUUGAAUGUAAAGAAACCAAAGUGACUCAGAAACCCACUAGAGAGUUUCUUUUUGUGCCCUUUUUUUGGAGUAGAUGGAAAUGGUUGGUAGCUGUUGCGUUGCUCUCCCUGCACCUGGUUUUCAGUGUUUUUGAAAACAAAAUACUGUUUCUGGUGCUUGCUCCUAGGGGGAGUGAAAACUUGGCAGGAUUUUUUUUUUCUUGAAAAUGCUUUUAGAAAUUUCAAAACUUCUAACAAAAUUUAAGUGAAAAGUAGCUUGAAAGUCCAUCUGGGACUUCAUAAAAUAGUGAUCCUGACUAGUGUCUGCUACGGCAAACUGUGGGAUUUUACAGGGGCAGCACAGAUUAGCUAAGAUGCCUGACCCUUCUCCAUGCUCUUCUUGAAAUAGGAAAAUAAUCUAAUGCUCUACAAAUAUUUUUUUAUCCAUUUUCUGGGUUUGAUAGGAUGCACCUGUGCCUCUCCCUUGUCCUCCUAGGGUGAGUAGGAAACAGAUCUCUCAGGGUGUGCAGAAGAUAAUUUUCUGAGUGACCCCCCAGGACGUGUCUCUGGCUCUCAGGGGAGCCACAGACCAUCACAGGCCACAAAACAUCCCACGCUGAGUUGAGAGCAUUUGUUGCUUGGGAUUUGUUUUGCCCCAAAUUUCUUUUCUCUUAGAUAAAGGCAGGGCACUCCAUACUUAAAAACAUAAAAAAGGGAUAGACUCUUCUGCACACGCAGUUUUUCAUGUGCAGAGGGGGCUGAGGGAGCACACUCUGGGGUUUGGUGCUGGCUAAGUAUUCCAUGUCCAGUCCAAUGGUUUUUUUCCCUUGGCUUUGACCUGUUCUAUUUCCUCUGAAGAUGUGCCCGUUGGUUUAUUGAUGUAUAAAAUCUGAUUAAAGAGUUCAAUUGAUUGGAUCCCCCUUUUAGAAGGACUCUCAGCUGCUCAGUGUAGGAGAGAAGCAGAAGGGUUAGUCCACCAUGUCCCACAAACUUUUCUUCUGUCCUUUGUGCAUCUGAGACCAGCCUCAAAGGCUGAACUAAUCUUCCCCUUCCAUGUGGUUUCUGACGACUGAGUUUCUCAACAAAGCAGAGCUUUGUUUUUUAUGCUGUAGUUCUAAUGAGAACAUAUUAUUUAUCUCAAUAUCCUCUACCUGAGUUGCUUUUCCUUAGGAAAGCUACUCAAAUGCAGUAGAACAGAUCCAGGAAAUUCAAUUAACUCAGGCCUCCUAAGGGCUUAGACAGGGAGGUGUAAGCUGUGCCAGUGUCAUUUGAAGAAAUGCUCUGUCCCCUUUCAUUGCCAUGACAGCUCUUGGUUAUAAACCAGAUUUCUGAGCAUCUUGGUCAAGCAGCAUCCACACCAAAAUGCAGUCAACCAAUCAGAUGAGUGCAGGCUCAAAAUGACAAUAAGAUGAGCAUGUUUUAAAUGGACCUUCCUGUCACAGCCCUUUCCUCCAUCCAUUUAUCAUUAUGUGAACAGAUGUGUUAGUUCAGAAACGUUCACUUUUGAGCACAUUUUCCCCCAGCUGACUCCUGUGUGCUGGGAGCUCUGUCACUGCCUCGGUGGUGCAGUCUGUGCAGGAGCAGGGUGUGAGAGCUUCUGAAUUAAUCCCAGCCACUGUUUUUGUGUUCAGGACUAAGGGAAAAUUCUGGCAGCCCCCAUUGGCCUGGUAUUUAGAUGAUGUGCUUGAGUGUAUCCUGGAAAAGGUUUUCCUUUUCAAGGGAUUUGUGCUCAGAAAGUUCACCUAGAUCAGCCCAUUUGCCACUAUUUUGCCAUUUCCAGCGAUGGAAAGUCGUUGAGUUGCACUCUGGUUAAUUCUUUUCUCAUAGAUAAUUGAAGGCUGUCUGGUGUCUGCUGACACCCAGCAGUGUGUGUUCAAGAUUCACAUCCUUCUCUGAGCUCCCACACUCUCGGCUGCUGAAAUGUUAACACUGAAUGUAUUGAUCCAACAAGGUGUUGAAGCACAUGCUUAACCUCAAGCUCCUGAAGCCUUUUUCCGAAGCCUGUGGCAUG
Molecule: messenger RNA, 3546 nt
Organism: Manacus vitellinus (golden-collared manakin)
Lineage: Eukaryota; Metazoa; Chordata; Aves; Passeriformes; Pipridae
Gene: HSF4
Product: heat shock transcription factor 4
Exons: 12
Coding region: 176-1504 (442 amino acids)
Biological process (GO): regulation of DNA-templated transcription
Molecular function (GO): sequence-specific DNA binding; DNA-binding transcription factor activity
Source: RefSeq, a predicted model, not a curated record